GUUAUCCUUUUAGCACAUUUUUCUUUUUCCAGCUGGGCUUGUGGGGGGGAGGUUAUUAUUAUUUUUUUUUUCCGGUAGCACUCCCAGGUUUGCUGUCCACCGAGGCAGCCUCUUAUCGCGGGGCCUUUGCAAACAGAUCUCUGCUAUGUUCUCUUCUCCAGGACCCCCGCGGAUCUCGGCCUGGACCCUCGGGGAACAGGGGCACGUGGCAGGAAAGGCUGCGGUGAAGCCGGCCUGGGACUCUGAGCCGCCCGGGGUCACCUAGCACCGGCCCCCACCCCCCGAGCAUGAUGUCUUACAUCAAGCAGCCCCAUUACACCGUCAACGGGUUGACCCUGGCUGGGCCAGGCAUGGAUCUACUCCAUUCUGCCGUCGGAUACCCAACCACCCCUCGGAAACAACGCCGGGAGAGAACCACCUUCACGCGGGCGCAGCUGGACAUCCUGGAGGCGCUGUUCGCCAAGACCCGCUACCCCGACAUCUUCAUGCGGGAGGAGGUGGCGCUGAAGAUCAACCUGCCCGAGUCCCGGGUGCAGGUCUGGUUCAAAAACCCGCCGCUGGGCGCCCCCGGCGCGGCGCUCAGCCCCAUCGCCGCGCCCAGCAUGGGCAACCACCUCAGCCAGUCGCCGGCCUCGCUGUCCAGCCAGGGCUACGGCGCGGCCGGCCUGGGCUUCGGCCCCGUCGAUUGCCUCGACUACAAGGACCAGACGGGCUCGUGGAAGCUCAAUUUCAACGCCACGGACUGCUUGGAUUAUAAAGACCAAAGCUCCUGGAAGUUCCAGGUCUUGUGAAGCCGGGGUGGGGGGCGACACCCCAUCUCUACCCCCCGCCCCCUCGGCCCCGCUCCGUGCACGGCGUGCGAGCACGGGGCUUGGCGUGAGCCCCCCCCACCCUCCACCUUGCGUCUCCUGGACUCGGGGGAGCGGAGGAUGGGGGUGUCCCAUCCAGUAGCCCCCCGUUGAUGGCUCCCGGCCCCAUAGACUCGGGCUGAGACCCGUGGCAAUGUAAUGCCCCCCGCCCCAGCUUGGGGCAGGGCUCGGAUUCACCUGCAUCGAUGCCCCGGACGGAGGAAUCCGCGCCGGGUCCCGCUCUCCCACCCGCGACGUUGAGGGGAGCGGACCCCAGCACCCCCGUCCGGCACCCAUGGGACCGGGGCCACCAGACGCUCGGACACCUGGGCUCUCUUCCAGCUCCGGUCUUCUUGCCCCCUUUUGAUUUCCGAGCCAGGCCCAAAGGAUUUGGGCGCUUUUUUUUCUCCCCCUUAGGGUUCAAACACCAGGGUUUGGGGAGGCUCGUUUGCUUUUAGCGAUCUUUAUCGGGACCCCGAGCUCCGGAGGAGACGUGCAAACUUGCUGCACGGGUGCGGGGAGGUGGCAUGAAAUAGUCGGGGCAAGACGAGGCCGGCGGGACGCUCCCGGCUCCGGGAGUGGGGUUUCGGGGCCCUUUUUAGUCCUUCAAUCCCCCUUUCCAAGUCCUUCUCGACCGCCUCUUCACCACGUCCCCGCAGCCCAGGUUUGAGGGCUUUUCCCAGGGGGUGGAGAAACAAGGCAGGGGAAGGAGUAAUAAAUACAGGGCAAAGAAAGGUCCCAUCGGAGUAAGGAAUCUAAUAUAUAUAUAUUUUUCUCUGUGUGUGUGUGUGCGCGCCCAAAAAGUCCCCGCUUCGACCUACCAAGCCUGCUUGGUCCCUGGAGGUAGAGGCCGUCUUUAGUCUAGUUAUGUUCUAGGUAAAUUCAAAUGUUUCUUUCUUUUCUUUUCUUUUUUUGGCUCUAGCAGACAAUGGCGACGCUGGCGGUUUUUUGAUGACUUGAGCUAUUUAUUAUUGUUGUUAGGACGGGCAGUUUUGGC
This is a messenger RNA of Alligator sinensis (Chinese alligator), 1845 nucleotides long. RefSeq names its product homeobox protein otx5. Gene Ontology annotation, molecular function: RNA polymerase II cis-regulatory region sequence-specific DNA binding; DNA-binding transcription factor activity, RNA polymerase II-specific. Lineage: Eukaryota; Metazoa; Chordata; Crocodylia; Alligatoridae. The transcript has 5 exons. Bases 288 to 791 code for a protein of 167 amino acids. Gene Ontology annotation, biological process: regulation of transcription by RNA polymerase II. Gene Ontology annotation, cellular component: nucleus. The record is from RefSeq and is a predicted model, not a curated record.